Messenger RNA from Corapipo altera (White-ruffed manakin), 1654 nucleotides. RefSeq lists its product as uncharacterized. The transcript has 8 exons. The record is from RefSeq and is a predicted model, not a curated record. The coding region runs from base 247 to 624 and encodes 125 amino acids. Lineage: Eukaryota; Metazoa; Chordata; Aves; Passeriformes; Pipridae.
UAAUUAUGCCAUUCCCUACUGUGAUAGUAGGCUGCAAUUUUAAGGAGCUCAGAAUUUUGCUACUGGCUCUCAGUGGUGGACUUUGCCAGAAAACUCUGUUGCAAUCGGUUGGUAGAUGUCUGGUGCACAGGAGAUCAGAGAGCAAUUCUGCAGAUCAUCAUACAUGUGGUACUGAAGAACAAUCUGAUGGAUCUGGUUUUUCCAAAGCACAGAGUUAAGAUUUGGGAACCUCACUGAGUGAAUCAGAUGAACGCGAUGCAAAGAGCCAAGAAAUGUAGAAUCAAAAUAUCUCGGCAUCCUGUGAAGGAGUCACUGUGCAGGAGAUUGCAAGUAAGGAAAUCCAAAUUUGAAUGUCAACUGUCUCCCCCACAGGAGAAAGGAGUACCUCUGAGCAUGGGAAUCCUCACGAAAACAACAUUCAUCCUGGCAUUGCUCCCAGGCAGAGCAAGCUGUGUAACUCAUCAGAACCAGGAAGGUCCCUCAGACACAGCUGGACCUUCAUGCUAUUAUAGACUGGAUGAUCACCCCCUACCUUCUGGCUUCUUAAUCUUUGUGGAAGGCUCCUUUGUAUUCCGUGACCACAAAAUUCUGUGCACCAUCAGUGGAGUAACAACAUAUUGCUGAGAAGUGAACUCCUUGCUUGAAGAGACUUUGCAAUUUUUUUAGAAGAGAACUGCCUCCAAUUUCAGUCGGAUUCAUUAAUUUACAUUGUGAUUUUCAAAUGACUCAUAUUUCUUUUAGUAAAACAGACUAAAGAACACAACAUCAAAUGCCCAAGUAGGUAUAGUUUCCUGUUCCAAGUCCCUCUGGAAAUCCUGGAAACACAAGAACUGUUCAAAAUGUUGUCAUCUUUUCAUGGCAACAUCAUUAGCUGAAGUUCCUCUAUUUUAGCAGUCCACUGCCUUCACACCUGAUUUAGAAGGCAGUGGGUGAAGAGCACAUUUGCUUACACACUGCCCAAGCAGCUCAGACUGCCAUGUCACACACACACCACGGUCAUUUCCCUUUAUUUCUUGCAUUUUAGGAGUUCUGAGUAUAGGUGAAGUACUGUUACAAUGCCAAAGAGUAAUUGCAUUUUAGGUGCUAUUUCAUGGCAGCAGAGAUAAUUCAAACCUCAGGUUGAUUCCAGGUUUCAAAUAUCAGAAAGGUGGAGCUGUCUGUUCAAGGGUUCCAAACUUACCUCAAGACUCACACUGGGCAAAUGUUAAGUCCAGGGAUUUGCCCAUAAUUAAUUUUUUUUAGUGCAGGAAGAAUCGACUCAUAUGGAAAACUACUGUAAAAGAAAAUUUGACAAAGAUGAUGCCACAGUAACUUUUACUCUCCUGAGAUGUUAAACCCGUGCAAGACAAUUUAUGAAAUAGAUAAUGAGUGUUUGAAAAGCAGUGGUUAGUUACACUUUAGAUAACAACCUCAAUGAGCCAGCUGUCAGGAAAGUGAUGGAUUCAGCUUCUAUUCUAUGUUUACCUGCAGAAAACUCUGCUGAGACACAAGUAGGAUACUCACAUCUCUCUCUAGACAGAAAGUUCAUGAUAACAGGGGAUUUGAAGAGACAGAAGAUUGAUUUUCAUGAAAAGAUGAACUAGUCAUAUUUCUUUUUACUUUUAUCACCUAGUUGAACAGUUUAACUUUUGAGGAAUGUAAAUAAAUUUAUGUU